Molecule: messenger RNA, 319 nt
Organism: Acanthoscelides obtectus
Lineage: Eukaryota; Metazoa; Arthropoda; Insecta; Coleoptera; Chrysomelidae
Source: the annotation of a GenBank genome assembly
ACAAAUUCAACCACGACAGCCUAAUUUCUAUCCACAAAAUAGACAAGGUCCACCAAAAAACUUUAAACCGAUACCCAUGUCUACAUCAACUAUUACGAACCGCCCCUCGCAACAACAGAAUCAAUACCGUCCUAACUUUUUCUCAAAUCACAGACAAAGACCAAAUUUUAUCGCUGAAGAACUAACCAACACCGAAGCGACCGAACAAUCACAAAACGAACAAGAAUACGAUGAACAGCAAUACUAUGAUCCAAAUUAUGAAAAUUAUGACCAACAAGAAUAUGAAAAUUCAGAUACUAUUAUUAUUAUGAUUUUAUAA